GCUGACGUGCGGCGGUGCUUCCUAAAACAUGGCGGCUCUCGAAGCGGCUGCGGAGCCGCUAACGGGGGUGGCGGCCGUUGGCUCAAAGGCGAAGGACGAAGAGGAGGAGGAAGAGGAGUCGCUUCCGCCGUGCGAGGCAGUGCGCUGGGCGCCGGUGGGGGCGGUGGCAGAGGCCGGGCCCGGGGCGGCGGCGUUCUCGGAAGAGGCGGCGGCCGAGGAGCCCGGAGCGGCCCCGGGCUCCCCGCCGGACUCGCCGGGCCGGACGCUGCGGCGGCUGCGGGCCGAGCGGCGGCGGCUGGACUCGGCGCUGCUCGCGCUGUCCUCGCAUUUCGCGCAGGUGCAGUUCCGCCUGCGGCAGGUGGUGCGCGGGGCGCCGGCGGAGCAGCAGCGCCUCCUGAGCGAGCUCGAGGACUUCGCUUUCCGCGGCUGCCCUCACGUCCUGGGUUACGGGAGCCCAGAGGACCCCGCCAGCGAUGAUGGCGACGGGAUGCCGGGAGACCGGCCACGGUUGCGGGGCGAGGACCAGAGUGAGCAGGAGAAACGGGAACAUCUGGAAACCCAAAGGGAGAAGCAGAAGGAACUGAUACUGCAGCUCAAAACCCAGCUCGAUGACCUGGAGACGUUUGCCUAUCAGGAAGGCAGUUACGACUCCCUGCCACAGUCGGUGGUCUUGGAAAGGCAGCGGCACCAGUCAAUAAAUAUUCCAGGAAUCCUGACUUUAAUGCUGUAUUUAUUAAAGCAACACCUGGGCAGACAGGUGAUCAUCGAUGAGUUAAUAAAGAAACUGGACAUGAACCUGAAUGAGGACCUCAGUUCACUGUCCACCGAGGAGCUUCGGCAGCGUGUGGAUGUAGCUGUAGCUCAGAUCGUCAACCCAGCCCGAGUGAAAGAACAGCUGGUUGAGCAGCUGAAAACUCAGAUCCGAGACCUCGAGAUGUUCAUCAGCUUCAUCCAAGAUGAAGUAGGAAGCCCAUUACAGACAGGUAGUGGACACUGUGAGUGCAAGGCCAGUGGGAAGACAGGAAACGGCUCCUGCAGAACUGGCAGCAGCAGACCACCUCCAGGAAACAGCAGAACGAAGGCAGAAGACAUGAAGAGAGUUCGGGAGACAGGGCUGCACCUGAUGCGGCGAGUGCUGGCAGUGCUCCAGAUCUUUGCUGUCAGCCAGUUCGGUUGCGCCACAGGCCAGAUCCCGCAGACCCUGUGGCAGAGGGACCAGGCUGACAGGGACUACUCCCCCUUACUGAAGAGGCUGGAGGUGUCAGUAGACAGGGUGAAGCAGCUGGCCUUGAGGCACCAGGCGCACGACCACUUCAUCAGCUCCGCCGGCCUCCAGGACCUCUCUCUGGGAGGCAAGGACGAGCUGACCGCGGCUGUGCGGAAGGAGCUGACUGUGGCCGUGAGGGACCUGCUGGCCCAUGGACUGUACGCCUCCUCACCGGGGAUGAGCCUCGUCAUGGCCCCCAUCGCCUGUCUGCUGCCGGCCUUCUCCUCGGCCCCCGAGGCCAUGCACCCCUGGGAGCUCUUUGUAAAGUACUACCACGCUAAGAACGGCCGUGCUUACGUGGAAUCCCCCGCCCGGAAGCUCUCACAGUCCUUCGCCCUGCCUGUCAUGGGAGGCACUGUGGUGACGCCCAAGCAGAGCCUGCUGACAGCCAUCCAUGUGGUGCUGACGGAGCACGACCCUUUUAAGCGCAGUGCAGACUCGGAGCUGAAGGCCUUGGUGUGCAUGGCGCUGAAUGAGCAGCGUCUCGUGUCCUGGGUGAACCUCAUCUGCAAGUCGGGGUCGCUCAUCGAGCCCCACUACCAGCCCUGGAGCUACAUGGCACACACAGGCUUUGAGAGCGCCCUCAACCUGCUUAGCCGCCUCAGCAGCCUCAAGUUCAGCCUCCCUGUAGACCUGGCUGUGCGCCAGCUCAAGAACAUCAAAGAUGCCUUUUGAUGAGGAUGCCCUGGCCCCAGACCAGCAUCUUGCUCAGUAAGGAUAGAUGGUUAGUCUUCUAGGAUAAGAGCAAGAAUUAGGAGGAGGGGCUAAAGACAUUUUCCCUAGCCAGAUGAUGCAAAGUCUCUCUCCCCCAUCAACUUAGCAUCUCAGAAAGAUAUGCUGGAGACCCUCUUGUUAAAAGGUUCUGCCGUGGCGUGUAACCACGGUGUACAUGGGAGCACAUAUACUUGAACCUGUUGGAAAGAAGUCAGUCAUGGCACGCACUCAUCAUGUCAUGUCUGAUUUGUAGAAAAUCCGGGUUGCUGUAACCAUGCUCUUCACGGUGGUGAGGGACAGCAUGAGUGAGUUGUUGGUCCUGGAAGACAUUCAACUUAGGGCUCCUGUCAGUCAAGUUGCGAGCCAUCUUCCUUCACUUGAAGCAGGUUUGAGAGAGUCCUAGGUCAGAAUUCACAUUCCUUUUGUGAAUACUGAUGCCUCUUUCUUCCUGACCCCAAGGUCAGGGGAGGCCGUGUGUGUUCCAUAGCUGCCUCUAAAACCGGGAGUGGGAAUAUCAGAACAGCAUUUUAAGGGUGUUUACCACAGUUGAUUUUUUUUUUUUUUUUUUUUUGGCUGCGCCGAGCAGCUUGCGGGAUCUUAGUUCCCCAGCCAAGGAUUGAACCCCGGGCCCACAGCAGUGAAAGCGCCGAGUCUUAGCCACUGGACCGCCAGGGAAUUCCCCACAGUUGAUUUUAAUAUGAGCCCUUUUUCAUGUAGAGGUAAGAACUGAAAUCUGUCCCUGACAACGUGGUCCUUUCCUCACAGCCCAGAUGAUGGUCUUUCGGUUUUGGAGCUGGUUUAUCAGGACAGCCACCAUCUGGUACCAUGUCCUCUGGCGAGUAACCUUUCCUCUGCACACCUCCCAGCUCCUCAGAAGGAAACGUGUCCAAGGUGUGUUCCACGUGUCCUGGAGGCUGGAUGGUGGAGGAGGUCUGACCACGUGAUCAUACUACAGCGGGGGUAGGAACUGUGGCAGAUGACUGGUGACAAAGAAGGGGCUCGGCAUUUCCUUGUAAAACUGACUCUAGACUGGUCCGAUUGGGUCUCUUUUAGCCUUUUUAGUUCGUGUUUGCCAUUCAGCUUGCAUCCUGAUCUGGGACUGACCAAAGAUGAGCAAAGUGUAUCACCUUCCGGAAAGCCAAAUGGGUUCCCAACACUAAUGAUUCAGCAUCGUUUCAUGUAUUAAAUUGCCAGCUGCACUUUGUGUCUGCACUAUUAUGUAGUGCAUUUUAACUUAAUUUUUUCAGUAAGAUAUUAUUUAAGAUAUAUUCUUGAUAAUUCAUUAGAAUUAGUCCUCCUUCAUGUGAAACAGGAUAAGUGUAAAAUGUUGUGAAAAAUGGUAUC
Molecule: messenger RNA, 3325 nt
Organism: Balaenoptera ricei (Rice's whale)
Lineage: Eukaryota; Metazoa; Chordata; Mammalia; Artiodactyla; Balaenopteridae
Gene: RUNDC1
Product: RUN domain containing 1
Exons: 6
Coding region: 29-1942 (637 amino acids)
Source: RefSeq, a predicted model, not a curated record